AUGAGAUACAUUUUAAUUUCUGCGCUAUCGGCUUUGGCCGCGGCGUCACCAACGUUUACAGCGACUGGCAACGACGUAGCCCCACUUAUAUCGUCAGGCUCAGCAGUUGUAGUCCCUGACAGAUACAUUGUUGUUUUCAAGAAGGAUGUCAAAGAUUCUUCUCAGCACUAUGAUUGGCUUCAAAGCAUUCAGCCGAACAGCAAGGAUCGCAUGGAGCUUCGAAAGCGCUCUGGCGACGUCUUUACCGGUCUCAAGCAUACAUAUGAGAUGUCUGGGUUCAUGGGAUACUCUGGUCAUUUCAGUGAAGAGACUGUCAAGUCAAUUCAGCGCCACUCUGAUAUUGACUACAUCGAACGCGACUCUGAACUCUACCUCGAUGAAAAUGACUCUGAAAUCAACAAUGAUCCAUGCGGCGAGCAUAUGAUCCAGAGGAAUGCUUCCUGGGGACUUGCUCGUAUCUCACAGCGUAAUGGUUUGAAGAGCGAAACAUGGAACAACCACCUAUACGCCGCCGAUGGUGGUGAGGGUGUUGACGUCUAUGUCAUAGAUACUGGUACUAACAUUGAGCAUGUGGACUUUGAGGGUCGGGCUACACGGUUCAAGCGAGUUCUAGAGAACGAGCCUGAGGAAGAUAUUCGUGGUCAUGGCACACACGUUUCUGGCACUCUUGUUGGCAAGAGACAUGGGGUUGCCAAGAAAGCAAAUCUCUAUUCCCUUAAUGUCUUUGGCAGUUCUAAAACAGUCCGCACAUCCGACACCAUCUUAGCUAUUCAAUACGCAGUCAAAGGACAUGAAUUAGCUGUUAAGAGCGGGAAGAAGGGCUUCAAGGGCAGCGUUGUCAAUAUGAGCUUAGGAGGUCCGGGUCCUGCUACCGCACAGAAACAAGCUAUCGAUAAUGCUGUGCGUGCUGGCCUCCACUUCGCCGUCUCUGCUGGCAACGACAAUAUCGACGCGUGUACUCGGCAUCCUGGCGGCUUCGACAAUGUCAUUACCGUUGGUGCAUCGAAUCUGCAAGACCAGCGUGCGUACUUCUCUAACCACGGCAAGUGUGUUGACAUUUUUGCCCCUGGAGAUCGGAUUCUAUCUACCUGGAUUGGCCAUAAGUACGCUACCAAUCUUAGGUCAGGAACUUCUAUGGCUACCCCCCAUGUCGCUGGUCUUCUUGCCUACAUGCUCUCUCUUCAGCCUGCCAAGAACUCUGCUUACUCUGGAGUUGAUAUCACACCUCAAAAGCUCAAGGCCAACUUACUCGCUAUUGGUACUGUUGACGCUCUUGGACCUCUCCCCAGCGAAACCAAGAAUAUCCUCUUAUGGAACGGAGGUGGCUGUUCUAACUUUGCUAAAAUUAUCGAACAUGGUGGCUACGUUGUCAAGAAA
Messenger RNA from Bipolaris oryzae ATCC 44560, 1377 nucleotides. RefSeq lists its product as uncharacterized. Gene Ontology annotation, biological process: proteolysis. Lineage: Eukaryota; Fungi; Ascomycota; Dothideomycetes; Pleosporales; Pleosporaceae. Gene Ontology annotation, molecular function: serine-type endopeptidase activity. The record is from RefSeq and is a predicted model, not a curated record. The transcript has 2 exons. The annotation marks the transcript as partial.